AAUUAGCCUUUCUUGUUCUUUCAAACCAACGUUUGUGGUUUUUGUAGUUAUUGAGAAAAUAUUAACUGUAAAAAAUAAAAGACUGUCACUGCUAGCUAAAAACAACUGUAGCCGAUGGCCGUUAGCCGCCGGUCUCCAUGGUAGAAGGUGAGUAGGUGAGUCCAUCCGACUCAAAUCCACCUAAACGGACCAAGAGGACACCAGUUUGUUUGAAUUCCGGUGUUCCAACCCGGGGGUUACCAUGGUGACGCACCGGGCGCGAGCAGACGUGAAACAGGAGUCGGUCUGAGACCAACAGCCGGACAGGAAUGGCAGCAACCGCUCGGAGCUUUGGCGACUUUUAAUGGACUCUGGACUCAGAAGGCACGUUCCUGAUGGAGAAAUACGAAAAGCUUGCCAAAAUAGGGGAGGGCUCCUACGGCGUGGUGUUCAAGUGCAGGCACAGAGACACGGGCCAGAUCGUGGCCAUCAAGAAGUUUGUGGAGUCUGAAGAUGAUCCCAUCAUCAAGAAGAUUGCACAGCGAGAAAUACGCAUGCUGAAGCAGCUGAAACAUGUGAAUUUGGUCAACCUGCUGGAGGUCUUCAGGAGGAAACGACGGCUUCAUUUGGUGUUUGAGUUCUGUGAGCAAACGGUCCUGAAUGAGCUGGACAAACACCCCAGAGGGGUUCCCGAGGCUCGGCUGAAAAGCAUCGUGUGGCAGACGCUGCAGGCUGUGAACUUCUGCCACAAACACAAUUGCAUCCACCGCGACGUGAAGCCAGAGAACAUCCUUCUCACCAAAAACGGAGUCAUCAAGCUGUGCGACUUUGGCUUCGCCCGCAUCCUGAUGUUCAUUAUUCAGUGUCUAAAGCGUGAUGUCAUCACAUGUCUGCUGCUGCGCUCAGCGGGGCCCGAGGACGACUACACCGACUACGUGGCGACCCGCUGGUACCGAGCCCCCGAGCUGCUGGUGGGGGACACUCAGUACGGCCCUCCUGUGGACGUCUGGGCUCUGGGCUGCGUCUUUGCCGAGCUGCUCAACGGGAAUCCGCUCUGGCCCGGGAAGUCCGACGUUGACCAGCUAUAUCUCAUCCGGAAAACUCUGGGUGACCUGAUUCCUCACCACCAACAGAUCUUCCACUCCAACGUGUUCUUCAGCGGUGUCAGCAUUCCUGAACCCGACACGACGGAGCCCUUGGAGAAGCGCUUCUGCAACGUGUCUCCGUUUGCUCUUCAGAUUAUGAAGUCGUGUCUGGCGAUGGACCCGUCUCUCCGGCUGUCCUGCGAAGAGCUGCUGCAGCUGCCCUACUUUCAGGAGGAAGGAGGGGCCCCCUGGGGCCGUGAGGCGGAGCGCCUCGGGAGACGGCACGACCGAGGCUCCCGACGUAGGCAGGCCGGGGUGCAGUACCUGCCUCAGUUACCUCACAGCAACAUCUCACCUGCUCCCGACACCAAGAGACAAGUGAAGCAUAAGUAUCACCUGCCCAACAUCUAAAAAGGACAUUUCUGUGUAAAACUGCAGCUGGAAAAUGUCAUGUGGACUUUCGCUUAGUUGUGUGAAGUCAUUCCAGUACAUAUGAAUAUACUUUAGUGUAUUAGAAGCGUUAUUACAUUAUUAAUAAGUGUAAUAACAGAUGCUCAGUGCAUGCAGAUAUAGCUGAACUGUUUUUACUCGUCUGUAAAUGAUAUGAACGGUGGUCAUUAGUGUGCCAUCGUCGCUUUGACUCAAAUAGUUUUCAUGUUUUCUAUCAAAUCUGAUGCUUAUUGAUUCUCUCUGGAUUCACUCUUCAGGGUUUUAUUGCUUUUGUAGUUUGUCUCAUCAUACAAACAAAUAAAACGUCUGAUUUCCUUUCAA
Molecule: messenger RNA, 1835 nt
Organism: Nothobranchius furzeri (turquoise killifish)
Lineage: Eukaryota; Metazoa; Chordata; Actinopteri; Cyprinodontiformes; Nothobranchiidae
Product: cyclin-dependent kinase-like 1
Biological process (GO): protein phosphorylation
Cellular component (GO): nucleus
Molecular function (GO): ATP binding; protein serine/threonine kinase activity
Source: RefSeq, a predicted model, not a curated record